CUCAGGAGGAUGUGGCUGCAGAACCUGCUUUUCCUGGGCACUGUGGUCUGCAGCAUCUCUGCACCCACCAGCUCCCGCAGCCCUGUUACCCGACCCUCUCAGCACGUGGAUGCCAUCCAAGAGGCCCUGAGCCUUCUGAACAAAAGUAGGGACGAGACUGCUAUGAUGAAUGAAACAGUAAAAGUCGUCUCUGGAAUGUUUGACCGCCAGGAGCCGACAUGCCUGCAGACCCGCCUACAGCUGUACAAGGACGGCCUGCAGGGCAGCCUCAGCAGCCUCAAGCAACCCCUAACCCUGAUGGACAACCACUAUAAGCAGCACUGCCCUCCUACGCCGGAAACUCCCUGUGCAACCCAGACUAUCACCUUCAGAAGUUUCAAAGAGAACCUGAAGGAAUUUCUGUUUAACAUCCCCUUUGACUGUUGGCAGCCAGAAACAACAGAGGCCAGUGCAGCCAGGAGCCAGCCCUGA
Messenger RNA from Odobenus rosmarus divergens (Pacific walrus), 471 nucleotides. RefSeq names its product colony stimulating factor 2 (granulocyte-macrophage) (gene CSF2). Lineage: Eukaryota; Metazoa; Chordata; Mammalia; Carnivora; Odobenidae. Gene Ontology annotation, biological process: immune response; myeloid cell differentiation. Gene Ontology annotation, molecular function: cytokine activity; growth factor activity; granulocyte macrophage colony-stimulating factor receptor binding. The transcript has 4 exons. The coding region runs from base 10 to 471 and encodes 153 amino acids. Gene Ontology annotation, cellular component: extracellular region. The record is from RefSeq and is a predicted model, not a curated record.